UCGUACUCGAUUGGUUAGACGAGGGGUCAAAGUUAAAAAGUGGGCUGAUUUGCACUUUAAACCAGACUUUCUACUUCCUCCCUGUGCUGACUGUAACAGCAGACAGCUGAAGUCCUGAUAUGUGGUUCAGGACGCUGGCGGCGAGUGCCUGCACUCUCGGUGUUCUCGGAGCGGUCUCGCACAAAUUCGUUCCUACAGCCUGGUUUCACUCCGCUCUUAGGAAGUCAUCUCUGGUGGAACAGUCAGACAUGAAGGUCGAACUGCUUCCUGCUCUCACCGACAACUACAUGUACCUCCUCAUUGAUGAAGACACGAAGGAAGCAGCCAUAGUGGAUCCAGUAGAGCCCCAGAAAGUUGUAGAUGCGGUCAAAAAGCAUGGCGUGAAGCUCAAGACUGUCCUGACCACUCAUCAUCACUGGGAUCAUGCUGGAGGUAAUGAGAAGCUGGUGAAGCUCAUGCCGGGACUGACGGUGUACGGCGGAGAUGACCGAGUGGGAGCUUUAACUCAGAAAGUCACACACUACAACACUUUCAAAGUGGGCUCUCUGAAUGUAAAGUGUUUGUUUACGCCGUGUCACACCACCGGCCACAUCUGCUAUUUUGUAACAAAAGAAAACAGCACUGAACCACCAGCUGUGUUUACGGGCGACACUCUGUUCGUGGCCGGCUGUGGGAAGUUUUUUGAAGGUACCGCUGAUGAGAUGUACAAAGCCUUGAUCGAGGUUUUAGGCCGUCUUCCUCCAGAGACGCGUGUGUACUGUGGGCACGAGUACACUAUAAAUAAUCUGAAAUUUGCACGGCAUGUUGAGCCAAAAAACGAGGCCGUCCGGACAAAGUUAGCUUGGGCUAAGGAAAAAUACGAUAACGGAGAGCCAACCAUUCCUUCUACGGUGGCUGAUGAGUUCACAUUUAACCCCUUCAUGAGAGUGAGAGAGAAGUCCGUACAGGAGCAUGCUGGGACCAGUGACCCGAUUGAAGCCAUGAGAAGUAUCCGUAAGGAGAAGGACAGCUUUAGAGUCCCGAAGAACUGAUCUUUUGAGCUUGUUUUCGCGAUGGCCAUCACCACUACGCUUAUCUCCGCUCAUCGUUUCUCUAAUAGCAGGACUGAUGGUAUUUACAUACGCUUCGUUUAUAGCAAAAGCACAAUUUUGGGCAGUGUAUCGUCUUCAAUGAGCAAUACACAGGAUUGUUAACCUGUAAAACAAUGUAUUUAAAUCAUUGUUACAAGCAAUAGAUCAAAAACAGAUGUUAUUUCGAAUGUUUUCAUCAUUGAAAGAAUACAUGUCGUUGAUUUGCAUUUAAAGAAAAUACAGAUGUACUAAGUCUGUGUUGUAGGCCAAAUUUUAUUUACGUAAGCUUGCGUAAGUUUUAUUUUUGGGAAGAUCCAGGCCAUGUCUGAACUAAUGUUGUGUGGUUAAAUUAUAGUUUUAUUUCAAAAUGUUUCGUCUUAAUGUGCAAUGUUUUAUUUUGUAAAUCAAAAAGACUUAUUUUUAAGAUGUUAUGGCAAUCUUAACAAAGCGAGGUGUUCCAGCAAAAUUUUAUUUGGUGUGUUUUAAUGUCCUAAGAAAACUGCAUUUGAUUUAAUUGCGUUUAUUUUGAUGUUAUUGAAUGAUUUUUGAAUGUAGAAAAUAUUCAACACUGCAUACUGGUUUCAGCUUUUCGUCUUGGUUUAGCUCAUCCAGUUAUUGUUUAUCAAUCUUGCACUAGUUAUCAAAAGUAACUAUGAGAAAAUGUAAUUAUGAUCAUAGUGUUCAAACUGAAUAAAGUCUUAAUAUAAAUGUA
Molecule: messenger RNA, 1782 nt
Organism: Megalobrama amblycephala (Wuchang bream)
Lineage: Eukaryota; Metazoa; Chordata; Actinopteri; Cypriniformes; Xenocyprididae
Gene: hagh
Product: hydroxyacylglutathione hydrolase
Exons: 9
Coding region: 120-1031 (303 amino acids)
Biological process (GO): glutathione metabolic process
Cellular component (GO): mitochondrion
Molecular function (GO): hydroxyacylglutathione hydrolase activity
Source: RefSeq, a predicted model, not a curated record